Salarias fasciatus (jewelled blenny) is the source of this 2237-nucleotide messenger RNA. RefSeq names its product cyclic nucleotide gated channel subunit alpha 3a (gene cnga3a). Gene Ontology annotation, cellular component: plasma membrane; intracellular cyclic nucleotide activated cation channel complex. Lineage: Eukaryota; Metazoa; Chordata; Actinopteri; Blenniiformes; Blenniidae. Bases 36 to 2147 code for a protein of 703 amino acids. Gene Ontology annotation, molecular function: intracellularly cAMP-activated cation channel activity; intracellularly cGMP-activated cation channel activity; cGMP binding. The record is from RefSeq and is a predicted model, not a curated record. The transcript is spliced from 7 exons. Gene Ontology annotation, biological process: monoatomic cation transmembrane transport.
AUCACUCAUUUUGUGAGGACAACUCUGAAGUUGCAAUGUCUCACAGAGACUCAUUUGCUGGUGCCGGAGCCAUGGCCAGACUGUCUUACUUCUUCUUCAUGCUGCGGAAUUGGGCGUCUCACAGAAUGAAACCUGAAGAAGAGAGACAUGACUCUUUCCUCGAGCGUUUCAGAGGCCCUGAGCUCAAAGUCACGUCCAGUCGACACAGCAAUGCCCCGUCUGUGGACAACAACGACACACUCCGUAAGAGAAAUCUUGCCAAUAAAUGGCCACUAGCCAUGUACAACAUGAACAAUUGCAACAACACAGACGACAAAAAGGAGGACAAAAAAGAGAUUCAAAAAGAUGACAAAAAGGAUGAGAAAAAAGACGAGAAGAAAGACGAGGACAAGAAGGAAGAAGAGAAGAAAGAUGAGAAGGAUGAGAAGAAAGAUGAGAAGAAAGACGAAAAGAAAGAUGAGAAGAAAGACGAGAAGAAGGACGAGAAGAAAGACGACAAGAAAGAUGAUAAGAAAGAUGAUAAAAAGAAAGAGGAGCCCCCGAAAGAGGUGUGGAUUAUGGAUCCAGCCACAGACCAGUACUACAGAUGGCUGACAGUCAUUGCAGGUCCAGUGUUUUAUAACCUGAUGAUGAUUGUAACAAGGGCCUGCUUUAAUGAACUCCAGGACAAGUACACAAAACUCUGGAUAGUUUUAGACUACACUUCAGACCUCAUCUACUAUGGAGACACGUUUGUCCGAUCAAGAACAGGUUACUUGGAACAAGGCCUGCUGGUAAAAGAGUCAUCAAAACUGAGAGCUAAAUACCGGACGACAUCUCAGUUCAAAUACGAUAUGAUUUCAAUGAUUCCCACCGAUCUGCUGUUUCUCAGAUAUGGAUUCAACAAUCCGGAGUUCAGAUUCAAUCGUCUCUGCAAAAUAUCAAGGCUUUUUGAAUUCUUUGAGCGGACUGAAACCAGAACAAGCUUCCCCAACAUGUUUCGUAUCAGUAAUCUUGUACUUUAUAUCCUGGUUAUUAUUCACUGGAAUGCUUGUAUGUUUUUUGCUAUUUCAAAAACCAUUGGUUUUGGGACAGACACCUGGGUAUACCCCAAUAUCAGCCACCCAGAGCAUGGCCGCCUGGCAAGAAAGUACAUCUACUCCUUAUACUGGUCCACACUGACUCUCACCACCAUCGGAGAGACCCCUCCACCAGUGAGAGAUGUUGAGUUUCUCUUUGUAAUUGCUGACUUCCUCACAGGUGUGCUGAUUUUUGCUAGUAUCGUCGGUAACGUCGGUGCCAUGAUUUCGAACAUGAAUGCCUCCCGUGCAGAGUUCCAGGCCAAGAUCGACUCCAUAAAGCAGUACAUGCAGUUUCGAAAGGUCACCAAAGACCUAGAGGCCAGAGUCAUCAAGUGGUUUGACUACCUGUGGACUGAGAAGAAGACCUGUGAUGAGAAGGAAGUGCUGAAAAACCUUCCCGACAAGCUAAGGGCUGAGAUCGCCAUCAACGUCCAUCUGGAUACACUGAAGAAAGUGCGAAUUUUCCAGGACUGUGAGGCUGGUCUUUUGAUUGAAUUGGUGCUCAAGCUUCAACCUCAAGUGUUCAGUCCUGGAGAUUACAUCUGUAAGAAGGGAGAUAUUGGCCGGGAGAUGUACAUCAUCAAAGAAGGGAAGCUGGCUGUGGUGGCCGAUGAUGGGGUAACUCAGUUUGUAGUCCUCAGUGAUGGCGCAUACUUUGGGGAAAUCAGUAUCUUAGGAAUCAAGGGCAGUAAAGCCGGCAACAGAAGAACAGCCAACAUCCGAAGUGUGGGUUACUCUGACCUCUUUGCCCUGUCCAAAGAUGAUCUGAUGGAAGCCCUCACUGAGUAUCCAGAAGCCAAAAAGGCUCUAGAGGAGAAGGGGAAAGCCAUCCUGAUGAAAGACAACCUGAUCGAUGAGGCAGUCGCGAAUGCUGGCGCUGACCCCAAAGACCUCGAGGAAAAGAUCACCAAACUGCAGGGCAACCUCGAUGUCAUGCAGGGCAAGUUUGCGCAACUAAUGGCUGAAUUUACCUCCAGUCAGAUGAGGAUGAAGCAGAGGGUGACGGAAAUGGAGAGCAAAGUGAAAUCUAUACAACCAGAGGACCUGUCUGAAGUGGUGGCUGACAAAGACAAAAAAGUCCAGUAAUGUAGGAUAAGACAGAACUUUUUCAAGGCCCAUGUUUAUAUCAAUUUCUACAUCAUGGUCAACAUCAUCAUGUGUCAAAUUGUGUACAGU